AUGGACCUUCUAACUUCCCAGGCGCUGAGUCUAGGCCCAGCAUGGAUUCCAGUAUAUCUGAUGCCGGUGGAUUUCUCCCACCAGCAUUUUGAGACAGCCAUGGCUCACUUAAUCAGAGAACCGAACAUCAAUUCGACUGUCAUACUUCGAGCAGAUGUUCUUGAAGAGACUAUCUACAAUAGUGACGGAAACGUGGAGUCUACGGCUAGUUUCUCCCCUGAUCUUCCGGAACGUGAGUCUGCAGACUCUGAAAAUUCCCAGCUAAGUCUUCUCCAUAGAGAUUUGAGCGAUAUAACAUUGCGAAAAGUAGACUUGGUUGACUCCAUCCACCUUCAACCAGACAAAUCCGUCAUUCGCAGGAUUAUUCCUCGAAAUCCCUACAAGGAUCAUAUAAUUAACCAAACAUGUCUUAUCCAUAAGGGUCCAGAAAGUGUUUUAGUGGUUUAUGUGCCUCAUAUUGAAAAGUUGGAUGAGACUCCAUUUUACCUUCCUCCAGUAUAUGCUGUGGGCAUCUUGUAUCACCAGAAUACCCUUUCGAUCCACUACGUUCCAUUCUCUGAAGACAACAAUCUUCGAAAAAUGGACUCAUCCGAAAGGCCCAUUCGGAUUGCAUUGAGACUUUUACAGACUUCUGCGAAGCAUUCGCUGGGAGUCAAGGCAGGCUACGAAAAACGGGUCAACCAUGAUUUGGUGGUGCCCAGAGUGGCAUUCCAAAACAGAUACAUUGCCUUAAAAAAGAAAUAUUCCGGUCCGUUGGUGGCCAAUUGGGUUGAAAGCACCGAUCCCAAGAAACAUGUAUUCGAAGAUUUGGCAGUGGCUGCGUUCCUCAUCGAACUAUGGCAUCUACGCUACAAGGACGACAAAAAUUUUGAAUUCCGUGAUUUGGGAUGUGGAAAUGGUCUCCUUGUGCACAUUUUAAUUCUGGAAGGCUUCAAGGGCAAGGGCAUUGAUGCAAGAGCACGUAAAUCGUGGAAAACUUACCCAACUGAGGUGCAAGAAAACCUUCUCGAACAAAUAAUCAUUCCAAGUGUUCUUCUCAAACCACACCCUGCAGUAACAAGAAUGGCACCGUAUAUCAGGGAUAAUGGGAGAUUGUUCCAAGUUGCGGAGUUUGAGUCACGGACCCCAUCUUCAGUUCCGCUAAUGAAGUACUACUCGUCCGCAAACUUGCUUGAACUGUCGAAAGUUUGCACUACAGAAGACUUUCCACCUAAUACUUUUCUCAUUGGAAAUCACCUGGACGAACUUACUUGUUGGCUUCCUCUCUUAGACUUUCCUUUCAUGGUAAUUCCAUGUUGUUCACAUGCAUUAAAUGGAGCCAAAAUCAGAUACAAUCCUCGCAAGGUGGUGAAUACCCAAACAAACACCAAGCAGGCCGCUAAUGUGUCGACUUAUGGAGCCCUAGUGGAUCAUGUGGAAGAGCUUUCCGAGAAGAUGGGCUGGGUUGUUGAAAAGGAGAUCUUGCGAAUCCCAAGCACGAGGAACGCAGCUGUGAUAGGUAUGAAGAAGAAAGAGGAGUUUGCAAAUGAGCCAGAGGAAAUGACGGAGUUGAGAGUAUUCGAUAUCCUUGCUAUGGAGGGAGGAGCAGAGGGAUGGGUGGAGAACCUGAUGUUGUUGAUGAAGAAGAGUCCUAAGAAUCAUUAG
This is a messenger RNA of Sungouiella intermedia, 1644 nucleotides long. NCBI's taxonomy places the organism in Eukaryota, Fungi, Ascomycota, Pichiomycetes, Serinales, Metschnikowiaceae. The record is from the annotation of a GenBank genome assembly.